UCGUCCUUGACAACUUCUUACCCUUGUUCCUAUCGAUUGGUUGAUACGGAGCGAACAAAGCGCCGGCUAUACCCGGUAGCUUUGAACGUUCCUCUCGGCAUCGCGGCUAGCCACGAGAUAUAAAGGGAACACUUGAUUUGAUUCAGCAUGGGAUUGCCUUCCUAAACAGUCAUCUAACCUUUUUUCUACUCUGCAUUUACUAUCGAUAUGACACCGCCACGAAUGGCACCCGGUCAACGAGGAGGGUCUCCCCACCCUGCUACCCAGCAGCGUGGAGGAACUCCUCGAGGGCGAGGUGGCGCACGAGGUGGAGGAGCCGCUGGGCGACAAGGCGGGCCUAGCGUCCCCGUUGCAUCUGCUGUAGAGGCCAUCGGUGUUCGUCGUCCAGGAUUGAGUACUGCGGGUAGGGCAAGUACAGUUCGUGUAAAUGCAUGCGAAAUGAAUGUCCCUGACAUCACCGUUUACCAUUAUGACGUAGCGAUUAAGAAGACACUCAGGGCGGCUUUGAAAAUGCUGUUCAUCGAGGCUCUGCAAGUCCAGUACCCCGAUGUCUUUAUCAAAGCAGCUGUGUAUGAUGGGAAGAAGAAUUUGUAUACGAGCCAUAGGUUGGAUUUUGGUACUGGGAAUUCUCGCCAGUUCAACGUGACUAUGAUGCAAGGGACUGGCAUGUCCAAUUUCAAGAUCACCAUCACGAAGGUGAGAGAGAUUAACAUGGAAGUGCUUAGCAGGUACGUGGCUGGUCAGCAGUCAUGGGACAAAAACGUCUCUACUGCUCUUACAGCCUUGAACAUUGUGAUUCGGAUGGCGCCCUCUCUCACCUAUCCAUUCCAAGUGGGCUCGUUCUAUAGUGACAAGAUCAAGGUGCCGCUAGCCAAUACAGGGUUAGAAGCCUGGCAAGGGUACUUUCCGUCAGUUAGGCCCACUUUGAACCGUCUGAUCAUCAACAUCGAUAUUUCCACCGGCGUGAUGUUCAAACCUGGUUCGCUAAUGGAAACCUGUCUUGAAUUCUUCACCGGGAAUCGUGGAAACAAUCCAGACAGGUAUUUACGAACAUCUGGACCCCAGGCGUUAUCUCCGAUGCAGAGACAUCGUUUGCAAACAUUUCUUUUUGGCCUCAACGUCGAGGCCGAAUCGGCCGCAGGUGUAAGGAAAAAAUAUUCCAUUCACAAACUGUCUGAGCGAGAUGCUAUUUCGACUGUUUUCACUCCGGCUGGUGGUGCACAGACCAACGUGGCGCAAUACUACGCUCAGGCCAAUCGGCCUCUACGGCAUGCCAAUAUUAUCUGCAUCCAGACUGCGAAUGAUGCCGUGAUUCCUCUAGAGCGAUGUUACAUUUUACCCGGUCAGCUUUCUCGCGCUGAACUAUCUCUGGAUGCUACACGAGCCAUGGUCGAGUUUGCGACCAAAAACCCCGAUGACCAAUUGAGGGCAAUCAAGACUGGGAUUCAGGUUCAUUUUUUGUUCUACUAAUGUUAUUUACUCAUAUUCCCUCAGGUUCUUGCAUUUGGACAAUCCCGAUAUGUCCGCGACUUUGGACUAGACAUCAAGAAUGCUUCCUGACCUAUGGAUAUUCCAGCACAGAUCCUCAAUGCGCCGGAGCUCGAAUACGGACAAGGAUUCAAGCAAAAGUUGGUUUGACCGAGGGAUGAAGCUUGGAACCUGUAAUGUCAUGGAUACUUACUAAUAUCUAUAUUUAGUCUUCACUUUCUUCACUCUUCUUUUUAUUUUGAUGCAGUACAAGAAAUUUCUCGAUGUUUCUCUCUAAAUUUCUCCUGGUAUCUUUUAGAACUUUGCAAUAAUAUAAAACUGUAUGAAAAUACUAGAAGAAG
This is a messenger RNA of Guyanagaster necrorhizus, 1829 nucleotides long. RefSeq names its product PAZ domain-containing protein. The coding region runs from base 208 to 1470 and encodes 420 amino acids. Lineage: Eukaryota; Fungi; Basidiomycota; Agaricomycetes; Agaricales; Physalacriaceae. Gene Ontology annotation, molecular function: RNA binding; protein binding. The record is from RefSeq and is a predicted model, not a curated record. The transcript has 8 exons.